AUUUCCUGUUGUUGAGUGUUCUCACUCGGCCUCCCAGGUUACUGCCUCGACUUUGAUGCAUUCCCGGCGGCCGCAAAAUUUUACCGAGGGCCUAGAUGCCCGGGGUUGUGAGGACGUGCCUGUGCCUGUGCCUGCGGCUGGAUAUGGAAUGCCAGCAAGACCAUGGGACUGCACCGAUCCCUGGGCAUCCGAGAGCCGAUACCGGGCUCCAGUAACUGGGCCGUGGGGGGAAAGGCAAGCGCCGGCGGUGGCAGCACCAGCCAGCGAUGUGGCGGCUGCUCCAGAAACAGCGGCUGGAUCCACUGAUCAGUUAAAUAGAUUUGCAGGGUUUGGUGUUGGGCUCGCAAGUCUCUUCACAGAAAAUGUGUUGGCUCAUCCCUGUAUUGUUUUUCGGCGUCAGUGCCAGGUCAAUUAUCAUGCAAAAAGUUAUCAUCUUACUCCUUUCACUGUUGUAAAUAUUAUGUAUCAUUUCAGCAAAACUCAGGGAAUAAAAGGAUUAUGGAAAGGGAUGGGAAGCACAUUUAUAGUUCAAGGAAUAGCAUUGGGUACUGAAGGCAUUAUCAGUGAAUUUACUCCACUUCCCAGAGAGGUUUCCCAUAAAUGGAGUCCGAAACAAAUAGCUGGUCAUCUUGUACUGAAAGGGCUGACCUGCGUAGUGGCAUUGCCUUUUUACUCGGCUAGUUUAAUUGAGACUGUGCAGAGUGAAAUCAUAAGAGACAAUCCAGGAAUACUGGAUUGUGUGAAAGAAGGUAUAUGCAGACUGGUGGGAAUGGGUGUCCCUCAUAGCAAACGCCUGCUUCCACUAGGAGUUCUAGUCUUUCCAACUGUCUUGCAUGGUGUGCUCCAUUACAUCAUCAGUGCCAUCAUCCAGAAAUUUAUUCUGUUUCUUCUUCAGAAAAAGACACCACAUCAGCACCCAGCUGAUACUUGUAAUUCUGUACAAACUGUGCUGGAUGCUUACUAUCCUGAACUUAUUGCUAGUUUUGUUGCAAAUCUUUGUGCUGACAUUUUGGUUUACCCAUUGGAAACAGUACUUCACCGCCUACAUAUUCAAGGAACCCGGACCAUCAUUGACAACACAGACCUUGGGUUUGAAGUGCUUCCUAUAAACACGCAGUAUGAAGGAAUGAGGGACUGUAUUAAUGUAAUCCAGAAAGAAGAAGGCAUCUUUGGUUUCUAUAAAGGCUUUGGAGCAGUUAUAGUACAGUACACAUUGCACGCUGCUGUGCUACAGAUUACUAAAAUGAUAUAUUCUACAUUGUUGCAAAAUACAACCUAAUCAAGGAGUUUAAAUGUCAUUAUACAGUAAGUAACCCAUAGUCCAAGUUAUGAAUUUCUGUAGCGCAUGUUAGAAGCCCUGAAAUCAAAUGCACUCAGUUGCUAAACUUAAAUUAUUAACUUGGUGGACACUUUGUUUUAAAACUCAAAAUAAAUGUUUGUGAAAUUGUAAA
Stegostoma tigrinum is the source of this 1451-nucleotide messenger RNA. RefSeq names its product solute carrier family 25 member 46 (gene slc25a46). Gene Ontology annotation, biological process: axon development; mitochondrial fission; mitochondrial membrane fission. The record is from RefSeq and is a predicted model, not a curated record. The transcript has 8 exons. The coding region runs from base 56 to 1279 and encodes 407 amino acids. Lineage: Eukaryota; Metazoa; Chordata; Chondrichthyes; Orectolobiformes; Stegostomatidae. Gene Ontology annotation, cellular component: mitochondrial outer membrane.